GUAUAAGACAUCCAUGUGAGACCAAAUUUGACAAUCAUCUGCAGGAUCUGGAGCACAGCAAUUACACACUGAACAUCCCGCUGAUUCCCACAACCCCCGAGGAGAUGGAGGACAUGUUCAGACUGUGUUCCCAUGUUCGCUUUAGAAUUCCUCAGCAGAUUCUUCAAGGACUGGUCGACGUCCGACAGCCUCACAACACAUUUUAUCAAGAGGUGUUUAUGGAGAUUGUUGGUGAGAAAUCAAGAUAUGCCUUACAGGAUCACUUGCAUCUGAUAACUGCACCUUUACAAGUGAUAUGGGGCAAACAAGACCAGGUGGUGGAUGUGUCUGGGGCUGCAGUCAUUGCAGAGAUGUUGCCCGGAUGCAGAGUGGACCUGCUGGAGAACUGCGGCCACUCUGUGGUGAUGGAGAGGCCUUGUCGGACAGCCAAACUCAUCCUGGAGUUCAUCAUCCUGCAGCAGAAUGCCAGGGGUGGCAUGAAGAAAUCUUCCUGAAAAAAAAAAAAAAAGACUGUCAAUCAGCUCCUUCUAUCCUAACGCUUCAUAUGCUUUUUGUAGACAGAUGCACAUACUUCAGAAAUGAUUGCAGUAGGCAGGAGUUGCAGUGCUCCUGCAUUGCAUUAUGUGUUAUAAAUCACAUUUCAUUUGUAAUGUGGACUGCUAAUAAAAAACCCUGUGCAUGAA
Messenger RNA from Stegastes partitus (bicolor damselfish), 683 nucleotides. Its product is annotated as monoacylglycerol lipase abhd6-A-like. Lineage: Eukaryota; Metazoa; Chordata; Actinopteri; Pomacentridae. The record is from RefSeq and is a predicted model, not a curated record. The annotation marks the transcript as partial. Gene Ontology annotation, cellular component: AMPA glutamate receptor complex; membrane. The transcript has 4 exons. Gene Ontology annotation, molecular function: monoacylglycerol lipase activity. Gene Ontology annotation, biological process: acylglycerol catabolic process.